AUGAGGUUUUGCAGCAUUAAAAAUGAUAAUUUAUUAAGAAAAGUAUCAGCUUCAGAUAGAAAAAACACGGAACAUUGUUCCUUUUUCUUGUCUGAAGUUCAAAAUAAAAUAUCUCAAAUAAAAAUUUACAAAAAUUCUAUGUUAUCUAGACUUUUUACCGUGGUAUUAUUUUUUCUUUUAUAUAAUUUCUUUCAAUGUAUGUCUAAAAAACAAAAUAAAGUAACUACAGUAUUACUCUGUAACAAAUAUCAUUCCAGGAAAUUAGCACAACAGGGACCAAUGUUUGUUAGAGGGAAAAUAAAAAGUACAAACAAAUCUCAACUAAAAGAAGCUGUUAAAAAACCACUUCAUAUACAAGAAGGAGAUAAUGUUUUAGUAAUAGAAGGUAAUAAAAUACAAAUUGAAAAUAAAACCCCCUAUAUGCAGGAGACAGGUGAUGACAAAGCAAAAUUUAAUAAUGAAAAUGCAAGUGCUCCAGUAAAUGAAAAUAUUAUGAAAAUAAGAUUGGGAAAUUUUGGUAACAAUAUUCCUGAUACCCAAAAUCCAAAUGUCCCACAAUUUGGAAAUAUUGGAAUUCAAAAUCCAAAUAUUCCACAAUUUGGAAACGUUGGAAUUCAAAAUCCAAAUGUCCCACAAUUUGGAAAUUUUGGAAAUCAAAAUCCAAGUAUUCCACAAUCUGAAAUUUUUGGAAAUCAAAAUCCAAAUGUCCCACAAUUUGGAAAUAUUGGAAUUCAAAAUCCAAAUGUCCCACAGUUUGGAAAUAUUGGAAUUCAAAAUCCAAGUGUCCCACAGUUUGGAAAUUUGGGAAUUCAAAAUCCAAAUGUCCCACAGUUUGGAAAUUUGGGAAUUCAAAAUCCAAAUGUCCCACAAUUUGGAAAUAUUGGAAUUCAAAAUCCAAGUAUCCCACAAUUUGGAAGUAUGGGGAAUAGUUUACCAAUGAGAAGACAGAAUAAGAAGACAGAUAAAAAUAAAAGGGAAAAUGCUAUGGAUAUAAAUAUGGAAGAAGUUGAAGUAAUGGAUGUAACUGAACAAGGGUUCUCGGAUCCCACAAUGAAAAUAAAUUGGCCAGUGUUUCAUAAUAAUGCAAGAGGGAAUGAUAUGAAUAUUUUAAAAUUGAGAAAGCAAUGGCAGCAAACAGUUUAUGAUGACUGGAAAAAAAAUAUGGCAUGA
Molecule: messenger RNA, 1170 nt
Organism: Plasmodium gallinaceum
Lineage: Eukaryota; Apicomplexa; Aconoidasida; Haemosporida; Plasmodiidae
Product: Plasmodium exported protein, unknown function
Exons: 2
Coding region: 1-1170 (389 amino acids)
Source: RefSeq, a predicted model, not a curated record